UUGAAAAAAAAUGGUUUCUUUCGUGAUUGAGGUUAUGUAUUAAAAGAUGGAUUUAAAAACGAUCUUAAAGAACCGUUUAAAGAAUAAAAAACCACCUCCUCCGAAUCAAAUUGAACUCGAAGAUAAAGAAUUUCAAAAAUUAAUGAGUGAAUGGGGAAAACCCGUUUCGACUUCUUCGAAGGUUAUCCCAAAAUUUUUCUGGAGAUUACCACGGGAAGACGAUGCUUUACGUCAAAAAUUACGGGAAGAGACUCGUUCGAAUUUCUUGCAACGCCGUAGCCGACAAUUGCUUGAUAAUAACGAGUUAAAAGCGGUUUGGGUUUUGUUGGAGCAACACCAAACGAACGCUGAGGAACAAUUUAUAACGUACGGGGAUUUUCAAAAGGUUGCGUCGUUAGCCGGCCCCAAAGUCAAACCGUAUUUCACCGCUAAAGUUUACACGAAAUUAAUUCAACCCGAAUCGAAAGGAAAAGUGUCCGUUUUGUCGGUUUUUAAUUAUAUCAUGCGAAAAGUUUGGAUUCAACAAACUCGGGUGGGGUUAUCUUUGUAUGAUGCUUCAGGACAAGGAUAUUUGCGCGAAACUGAUUUAGAAAAUUAUAUUUCUGAGUUAUUAACGACGUUGCCUCAAUUGGAAGGGUUAGAGAAGUCGUUUCAUAGUUUUUAUGUGUGCACGGCUGUUAGAAAGUUUUUAUUUUUUUUGGAUGGGUUAAAAGCGGGGCGAGUAAGGAUUUUAGACGUUUUGGCUUGUUCAUUUCUUGAUGAUUUAUUAGAACUAAGAGAUGAAGAGUUAAGUAAAGAUCUCCAAGAAUUAAAUUGGUUUAGUGCCCCUUCAGCGCUCCGCGUUUAUGGACAUUAUUUAAACUUGGACAGAGACCAUAAUGGAAUGUUAAAUAAAAAGGAAUUGGCCGGAUAUGGAUCUGGAACAUUAACCGAGCCAUUUUUAGAGAGAAUUUUCCAAACUUGUUUAACAUACUCGGGAGAAAUGGAUUAUAAAACGUAUUUAGAUUUAGUUUUGGCAUUAGAGAAUCGAUCGGAACCCCAAGCAAUUGCGUUUUUAUUUCGGAUUUUGGACAUAAAGGGGCAAGGAUAUUUGGAUGCUUUUACAUUAAAUUAUUUCUUUCGGGCCAUUCAAGAGCAAAUGAGGGUCCACGGCGCCGAACCGACCAAUUUUCAAGAUGUUAAAGAUGAAUUGUUCGAUAUGGUUAAGCCAAAAGACCCAGAAAAAAUUACUUUGCAAGAUUUACUUAAUUGUGGGCAAGGUGAUACUUUUUUGAGCAUUUUAAUUGAAUUUCAUGGGUUUUGGGCGUAUGAAAAUCGUGAAUCUGUUGCUGCGGAACCCGCACAAGAUUAAAAAAUACCAUAAAUAUUUUUUGACGUUUUAUUAUGACAUAACCUAAAAAAAAAUUUUUUUAUAAAUAAAUCGAUAAAUUGAA
Messenger RNA from Onthophagus taurus, 1433 nucleotides. RefSeq names its product serine/threonine-protein phosphatase 2A regulatory subunit B'' subunit gamma. The record is from RefSeq and is a predicted model, not a curated record. Gene Ontology annotation, cellular component: centrosome; spindle. Lineage: Eukaryota; Metazoa; Arthropoda; Insecta; Coleoptera; Scarabaeidae. Gene Ontology annotation, biological process: B cell homeostasis; regulation of dephosphorylation; T cell homeostasis.